AUGCUGCAGUACAUCGGCAACCACUCGGACGACUUCCUGGAGCUCUUCCAGCCCCCGUGUCCCAUGGACGAGGGGACCCCCGACCUGGCAUCUUCGUUCUCACAGCCGUGCGCCAUGGACACGGCCCCCCUGAUCCCUGCGCCUCUGUCCUCCACCACCACCAUCAGCAGCAGCAGCAGUUACUACCCAACAUCGCUGGCCGCUCUGCUGGACAGCACGCCGUCGGCUCGGCCCGGGAUCUCCGCUGCGACCGCACCUCUUCCCACUGGCCUGGCCGCGCCAACGAGCGAGUCCCCGGGGUGUGCGGCACGGCCCAGCGACUCGUUCCCCAGCGCCCCGUCGCUGCCCAUCAGACCCAAGCCCACGGCAGCGCAGGCCUGCAAGCCACUCAGCGUCUGCCAACCGCUGCCCAAAGCUACCAAGGGGACGCUGCUGCCCAGAACUGACCCACAGCACACCUACAACCGUUACCGGCCCCUGCAGGCGCUGCCUGCCCAGCAGCUGCUGCGUUCCUCCUCCACCGCCUCCACAGCUACAGCCACCACCACGCAGCUGGCGCCCGGGCAGUCCUUCAUCUCCACGGGACAGCACUUGCCGGUGCUGGUGCAACCUCAGCUGCUCAAGGGAGAAUCGUUCCUCCUGACGGCGAUGCCGGGAGAGGCGGCGGGCAGUCUGGUGGGCGCCGUGCAGGCCUCCCCUCUGCCCACAAGCCCCGUGCAGCGUCAGCCACUCCAGGUUGUCAGCAGUGGCACGAUAUUUGUGCUGGACACGGACAAGCUGUCGCUGCAGCACAGCCCGACGCUGGCCGACAGCGCGGGCCCCGCACGCACCGCGGCCACACCGCCGCCACUGCCGCCGCCGCAGCAGCAGCCCGCCGCCGUCGCCACCGUCGCCGCGACCGUCGCCGCCACCGUCGCCGGCACCGCCGGGGCGGCCGAGCCUUCGUCUUCGCCGUCGUCGGCAGGGACCGGGAACCCCGUGCCGUGCCGAUCGCGACGCUCCUCACACAACGCCAUCGAGCGCCGCUACCGCUGCUCCAUUAACGACCGCAUCGGAGAAAUGCGCUCCAUGCUCGUGGGCCCACACAAUAAGCUGAACAAGUCGGCGGUGCUGAGGAAGGCGAUUGACUACAUCAAGUUCCUGCAGCAGGUGAACAAGAGGCUGAAGCAGGAGAACAUGGCGCUGAAGAGGAGCAUGCAGGAGAAACUGUCAAGCCGCAGGCCGAUCCUGCGCGGAGGAGGAGGAGGAGGAGGAGGCAGCGGCUCUCUGGCGGACGAGCGGCGGCGCGCGACGGGGCGGCUCCACUCCGUCGACUGCUCGCCGGCGUUCUCGGACGGCGAGGCCGAGGAGCUCGCGGGCCGCGGCGCCGGCGGAGACGACGGCGGCAGCGACAGCAGCAGCCACUUUUCGGGCUUCCCGUACCCGUCGCUCGGCAGCCCGUUUGCCAGCGACAGCGACGACGCCGACAGCCUCCGCAGCCUGGACACGUUCCAGUUCCUGCUCGACCCGUGCCUUCAAGCGCCACAGAGCUGAUGGUCGUCCCCUUUCACGCUUUGUCAAAAUAAAAGUCUAUAUAUAUACCAGAAAAUAAACAUUUACGUCGUAAUAAGGGGAAACAGGUGCUACAGUACUGUAAUAUGUGAACGUGCCAAGAAUGUGGACAUAUAAAAAGUUAAGCUUUUUAGAUGCUUUGAGAAUGUUACUGCUGAGUAGGUUUCAAUUUAAAGCUUUCGUGACUGCAGGGAUUCAUCUUCUUGGUUCUUUCGGUAAAGUCACGUAGAAGGGAAAUAAUAAAAUAAUAAUAAAACAUAAUAAAAUAAUUCUCACGACGUUUCGGCCACAACGCAAGCAGCCGUCCUCAGGUGAAGACCAGGUCUGUCGGGGAGACAGCGUCUGAAUGUCAUUCAGAAUAAUUUUAUUAUGUUUAAUUUUUAUUAUUUUAUUAUUUCCCUUCUACGUGACUUUACCGAAAGAACCAAGAAGAUGCUGAGUAGGUUUUUCACAGUUGUGUUGUGUGGCCCCGUUGUCGAGUUGUACCCAGUGUUUCCCUCCCCGACGUACUGGGAGCUUCUUCAGCAGACGGAGCGAAACGUCAGACGUCGUGCUGAAUGUCACACGCUACAACCCGAAAACACAGGGCAGGACGUUGGGCAUUUGUACAGAAUUUUGACUAAUCUCGAAUGCUUUAGUUUGGCUUUAGGCAGCUUAUGGUGACCCACAGUUGAAAGUGUACUCGGUUUUUAAAUCAUAAUUAUUUUGCACUUGCAUUUUUGCGCUGAUAGCACACGUGCUAGGUAGCUGUAAGUACAGCAGGUGAUCACAGGCCCAAUUCGUAUCGGUGAAAAAUCUGGUUCUGCUGUUAUAUUACCAGAAAAAAAAGGGAAAUUUUUCCCAUUAGCUUCCAAUUUAUCAGUUUUCUCUCAGAAUAUUAGUGGAACAUGGAUUACGCCAACCCAACAUAAUCAAGCUGGGCCUCGCCCCAUAGGCCCUCUUAUCACCAACUUUAAUUCCCUCCUUUUUGUAAAGUGCGUUUUGAUAAACUAUUAUAAAUUUUAAUUUAAUUUUAUUAUUUUUUAUUUUUAUUUUCUAUCUACGUGACUUUACCGAAAGAACCAAGAAUAUUUUCAAUGAAUAUAUAUUUUUUUUUAAAGAACUGUUUGUGCUGUGAUUUUUCAAAGAUGAUUUUCAUAGAGGUACACCCGGACGUUAGCUCUCAUUCUUGGGUACGGAGACGCAAAAUGUGACGAAUACCAUCACCUUCUUGUGGGAGAAACUACACAAGGCAACUUGCUACUUGCGCUGUGUAGCGAUCCGCUCUGUGUUCGGAUCGGUGUCACGGUUGUCCGACGUUUCGCCCGACGAACGCAAUUCAAAACACAUCAGAAAGGAAUUCAGGCUACGACAAUUCUUCUUUGAAUGUUUGCGAUAAUUAAGUGCAUAUCGGGGCGUCACAUACGUUUUAAAAUCCACUUGUAAGCAGUAGACAUAGUAUCGAUUAGCAUCCCGGAGCAAUCACGUACACACAGCUAGUUCAGCUCGGGUAUUGCGCGGCAAAGAAGUGACCAGGGCACUGCCCAAAAAAAAAUCGAGGUUUGUUACAUUCAAUGUCGUGCCUCUUCGUCGUAUUCGUUUGCCUGUUUAACUGAAGCCACUGCGAAGUUUCGAGUCAACCCCUCAGCACUUACCGGUUUGCUCAACGGAGUUGAGAAAUGCGUGAGGGUCAAUACGCACACAGAGCGUAGUUGGGCACGGACGCAGCGGAGAGGAAGGGAGGAGGGGAUCACGAGGGACGUGCAAAUACGAACCUCGGAGCAUGGGAUCCGCGGCGGUUGACGUUUACACCACAAUUCAAGGGCGCCUUUCCCACUUGAUUUUUGGGUGGCACCCCCUUUCAUGUCCACGUCGCAGGUGUAAAAAUAAAUAAUCAUUCUGAAGUCUCAGAUCACUUGCAAGUGCGACUGUCAUCGUCUUUCGAGUUCUCACCUGGAUCAACAAAAUCAAAAUAAAGUCCGCUGGGGAAAACUUUGGGUUUCUUUCUGGAAAGAAAUCUGAAAAGUUCUAGAUUUGAAGCUUUCGUGACUGCAAGGAUCCAUACUCUUUGGUUUGUUCGGUAAAGUCACGUAGGUUAAAAAGAGAAAACGAAUAAAUUAAAUUACGACAUUUCUAAGGCAACACAAGCUUCCGUCUUCAGGUCUCGUCACUUGAUACAGUGAUUGUUGCUGUGACGAUACCACCAGUCUUCGAAACGUCGCGAUUUAAUUGAUUUGUUUUCUCUUUUUAACCUACGUGACUUUACCGAAAAAAUCUGAAAAGGGUCACCUAAAUCCACCGCAGUACUCGAAUCCCAACUGCAAUCUGUUGUAGGAUGUCCCCCAUCGUGUGGCAACACGUGACACACAGUGGCACAUUUUUCUAUUUCCCAUAACUUGGACACCCUAGUAUCCACGUUGCAGUUAAAACAAAUAACUUUGAAGUCUCAGAUCACUUGCAGUUGAGAUGUAUCAUCGUCUUUCGAGUUCUCACCUGGUUCAACAAAACAAAAUUAACUAAAAUCUGCUCGAAAACGUUCGUUUCCUUUCUGAAAAGAAAUAUCAAAAGCAGGACUCGAAUCCCACGUGCAAUCUGUUGUAGGAUGUCCUAUAUCGUUUGCCGACACAUGGCACACAGUCGCGCAUGCUUAUAUUUCCCAUAACUGAAUUGAGAACGUGUAUAAAAAUGCCCAUGUGUAACAUAACCUCGGCCUCCCUUGCAAAAUGAAUUGUGUAUGACAUGUUGAUUCUCACCUCUGAAUAAUGUAUUUAUUGAUGAUUGUAACACAAAUGCAAGCUGAAGUCAAUUGUGUACUGCCACAAAACAUAAUUAUUGUGCAGGUUGUAGGAAGAAAGUUUUAGUUUACGAAUGUAUUCUGUUUAAAACAUUGAGCCAUAACAAUUCGUGUGAAUAUACUUGUGCUGUGUGAGUUGUUUUUUUUUAUGUAAUAUUGUUAAGCCAGCAUUACGUGAGACCCAUAAACCAUGGAUGUACACACUUGGAUUUGUACCCGCGUACAUGAACGCGUUCACAAAAGUGCUUGGCAUCAGUUUUGGGCCAACGUCGCUGUUUUUACCAGAA
Messenger RNA from Lethenteron reissneri (Far Eastern brook lamprey), 4611 nucleotides. Its product is annotated as sterol regulatory element-binding protein 1-like. The record is from RefSeq and is a predicted model, not a curated record. Gene Ontology annotation, biological process: regulation of transcription by RNA polymerase II. Gene Ontology annotation, molecular function: RNA polymerase II cis-regulatory region sequence-specific DNA binding; protein dimerization activity; DNA-binding transcription factor activity, RNA polymerase II-specific. Gene Ontology annotation, cellular component: nucleus. NCBI's taxonomy places the organism in Eukaryota, Metazoa, Chordata, Hyperoartia, Petromyzontiformes, Petromyzontidae.